Messenger RNA from Hibiscus syriacus, 2104 nucleotides. RefSeq names its product polyadenylate-binding protein-interacting protein 7-like. NCBI's taxonomy places the organism in Eukaryota, Viridiplantae, Streptophyta, Magnoliopsida, Malvales, Malvaceae. The record is from RefSeq and is a predicted model, not a curated record. Bases 251 to 1969 code for a protein of 572 amino acids. The transcript has 6 exons.
AAUACAUGAGAUAAUAUAAUACUGCUGCAAGCAAGAGAAACAAAAACCAAAGCUCGAAGCUCAAAUCCCGAUAAAAUUAAUUUAAAAAUAAAAAACUAUAUAGCAAACGCUAUCAUCCUCAUUUCUUUAACCAUGAAUCCUUUCUAUUUGUUUCGAAAAGGAUUUGGUUAGUGUUAGUGGAACUCUCUGCAUUAGUUUCUUUUUUCCGUGUAGAAUCUGUUUUUUGCUCUUUUUUCCUUUUAAGUAAAGAAUGAGCUUAUCUAAGAAAGGGAUCCCACAAAUGAAUACCCCUAGCAAGGUAACAACUUUGAAUCCUAAUGCAGCAGAGUUCGUUCCCUUUUCUCUUAGGUCACCAUCCUCAGGAAGCUCUAGUGCAGUUGAUGCAACAAGGUUUGCUAUUUCUAGAACUAUAGGAAAAGCAGUGCUUGAUCGGUCUGAGUCUUCUAUUUCAAAUAAUUCUGAUGAUGAGGCUCAUCAGUUCUGGUGUCGCCAGCUCCCUGAUGACAUUACUCCAGACUUUAAGGUUAUUAAUGAGGAUGAUUGUCAAGAAUCUGGAUCUGGGAGCCUUUCUUUAGCAGGUUUAUCCUUGCAUGGUGGUAGUGAAGCAUCAGGAUUUCCUGCUUCUGCUGCUGGUGGAUAUAUAUUUGGUAAUCAGCAACUACUGCAUCAUAACGUUAAUGGUAAUGGCAUUGCUGAAAAAUUGAGACAUCCUUCUUCAUUCCUUGGAUGGAAUCCUACCUCAGCUAGUUUUUUGCAUUUGCCUGCCAAAACUUGGGACAAGCAACUUGUUACUGCUGAUCAGCUACUCUGCAAUGGGAGGGAAGGGCAACCAUAUAAAGGAAAUUCUAGACAUAGGUUCGCUAAUGAUUCGUUGGGUGAGCACAAAAUUAUGGAUGGUCCUGAAAUGAAUCCUGUAGAAUUUUUGGCUUCUCAAUUUCCUGAACUUGCUACCGAAAUCCUUGCUGAAGUUUAUUUUGCCAAUGGUUGUAACUUAAAUCUGACUAUUGAGAUGCUGACUCAACUUGAGCUUCAAGUUGAUGGUGGUUUCAACCUUAACCUGAAUUCAAAAACCUUGUCACCUCCCAAUCUGAGUACACUAGGCUGCCCUGCGGUUACUGUGUUAGAUGAUCAGAGUGGUCCUACAAAAUAUGGAGGAGAUUAUCUUCAUCAUAGUGCCACUCCUCAUCAAUCAACUGAAAAGAACAAGAUUCUUAUGUUCAAAUCCAGUUCUUCCCUUCCACCUACAGGUGCCUUGGAUUUUACUUCAGGUAUCAGGAAAAUGACAUCUCAAGAUUCUGGAGUAUGGAAGUUUGAUGGAAAUGGUUCUCCUGAUUCAAUUGUUGGGUCAAGUAGAAAUUCUCACGGGUUGGCUAAUACGUACAGUGCUGCACCUGGAAGAGGGGUUUAUGCUAAUAGGUUGCAUACACAUGAGUCAGCUCAUUCAGCUCCUGUUUUUCCUGAGACUAGAGAUUCAAUGGCAAAUUUAUACUCUGAACUGUGGGAAGAAUCUCAAGACAAUGCAGGUUCUCGUAAUGCAUAUUUUGACCAGGCGCGCCAAGGAUUUCUUAUUGGCAAUAAGGCUCUUGCAAAGGAACUUAGCAUGAAAGGACCACUGCAGAGUAUGCAUAUGAAGGCAGCUCAUGGAAAUGCUGAAGAAUCCAUCUAUAGCCAGAGGAACCAAGUUCAUCCCGAGAUUCUUGGAGGUCCGCAACGGAUGAUAGACCUGCAUGGAUUGCAUGUUACUGAAGCCAUUCAUAUGCUCAAGUAUGAGCUAUCAGUGCUGAGGAGCACAGCAAGGGCAGCAGAUCAGCGCCUGCAGGUUUAUAUAAGUGUUGGAAGUGGCCACCAGGCAAGAGGUUCUCGUAUUCCAGCUAGACUUCCAGUUGCUGUACAACAUUAUCUCCUUGAAGAAGAGUGCCUUGGCUAUACUGAACCACAGCCAGGGCUACUUCGAGUUGUGAUAUAUUGAAGCCAUGAACUUGACAGCAUGAGUUCCCGGAGUUUUUUAUACAAGAAGAAAAAGAAGAAGGAAUCAAGUGUAGCCAAUUUUGUAUCCAUACAUGGGAGGAAAGGAAAUGGAAGUAUUUAAAGUUGGGAAAAAGAA